Messenger RNA from Effrenium voratum, 1614 nucleotides. NCBI's taxonomy places the organism in Eukaryota, Dinophyceae, Suessiales, Symbiodiniaceae. The record is from the annotation of a GenBank genome assembly.
AUGGUCGGUGGGUCUCCUGUCUCCCUUGGCCGCCCGUUUUCGGAUUUUCGGAGCCAUGGCGCGUGCCUGCGGUUGGAGGGCAGAGCCCGGGGAGGACUUGGAGGACUUCCUGCCGUUGCGUCCCUGCAACUCCGAGCCCCAGCUGCGCCGGAUCCCGCCCAGUCUGGCCCUGCCGUGCGAUACGAGCGGCUAUGAAGGCUUCUCACGCGAGGACGAGUCGCCCUCCCAGAACUCCCAGGCCUUGCAUUCCAUGGUGGAGCGCCUCUAUGAUGAGGAGCUACGAAAGCGAGAGGAGCGCCAUGCAGCGCGGAUCCAGGAGCGGGAGCAGGAGCUAGCGAGCCAGGCGCCUUUUGCUCCGGCCCUGCGACGCCGGCGCGGCGCGGACCGUGUGGGACGCGACUCGUCCGAGCGGCACCUCCACCUCUACGACCAGCGCCUGGAGAUGGCAGAGAGGAAGAGGCAGCUGCAUGAGCAGAAGCUGAGAAACGAGCGUGAGUACCUGGAGUCUCACAGCGUUCACCGUGCCCGAUCUCCCCAGGCCGACCCAACGCUCUUCCAGCGCCUUCAUGAGGAGGCAGAGAUCAGAAGGCACCGAAUGCAGGAGCUUCAGGAAGAGAAGGCUGCCACGCUGUCGCCCAGCCGUCGCGCUGCAAACGGGUCACGCCCACACCUGCGACUCUUUGAGUUGGCAAGCGAGAGGAUCGAGAAGCGCAACAAGCUGCAAAAGAUGAAGGAAGAGCAAGAGGCGGGCCCUGCGUCUGCUCGCUCUCCUCAGGCUCACACGGCCCGCAUCUCCCAACGUCUCUUUGAGGAGGGCCAGCUUCGGCAGCAGCGCUUGAUGGAGAAGAAGCGUGAGAAGGAGAUCCGGGAGAGCGAAUCUUUGGUGUGCAGCCCCUCGCGCCGCAAAGCCAAGGACACGGAGGCCAUAUUCCAGCGCCUCUUCAAGCCGGAGCGCCGGCGUCGCGUGCAGGAUGUGCGCGAGGAAGAGGAGCAGUGGCUGCGCAUGAGGAGGCAUUCUAACCCAGCCAAGCGCAUGCCCUCCUUCCAUCUCCACAAGUCGCCCAGCGAAUCGCCCAAGGCGAUCCCGCGAGCGCAGGUUUUAUCGGAGGCCGAGGCUCUCAAAGAGAAGCCCAGCGUCUUCGACUUUAAGGCCGCAACGGCCGAACUUGCCAGGCUCCUCUCAAAGAGAAGGAGCCCAGCGUCGACUUUGAGGCAGCCGCGCCCACGGCCGUGCCUGCUGCAAAUGUUGAGGUGGCUGCGCCUCCUGAGGCUGCGGCCGUCACGUGCAUUCAAGCGGAGGCACCUUUCGACGAAAAGGCGAUCGACCUAGCGAAGGUGGCCUAUUUGGUGCCGGAGGAAGUCUGUGACUCCGAGGCCCCCAGCUCGCGGCGCAUCUCCUUGGAGCUGGACGAGUGCUGGUGAGCGAGCGAGCGAUUUUCUGGCGGCCUGAGUCCUUUUGAGGGCGUGUGUCAAAAUAGGGAUUUGGAACCAGAUUCUGGUCUUCCGUUUGGACUGCGUACCCGAAAAAAGGGGAACGCCAGCAAACAUACACACCCUUGUGCAACACGCCUUCGUCAGGUGUCCCGUCCUAUUUGUGUGCGUGUUUUCUUUUCU